Molecule: messenger RNA, 819 nt
Organism: Gregarina niphandrodes
Lineage: Eukaryota; Apicomplexa; Conoidasida; Eugregarinorida; Gregarinidae
Exons: 2
Coding region: 1-819 (272 amino acids)
Source: RefSeq, a predicted model, not a curated record
AUGGAUGAUUAUUUAGUGAAGAAUGUGAAUGAAGAAGCACUGAAAUCUCAAAAUGCGGUUGACGGACUUUUUGUAUCAGUAAUCAAGGCGGUUUACUCGGAAGAGGACCCGGCCGUGGCAUUGGAGCGCGAGCUGCGGUUCCGGAAUCUAUUUAAACAAUCGCCCGUCUUGCAACGACCAACGGAAGUGGGCACCUUUGACUUCCGGGGACCCGCGCGCAAGCGGCUCCUGUCCGAUUUUGUGGGCACCUCUUCCACCCGUUGUACGAGCAGCGCAGGAGGAUCGCUGUUCCAUGCCGAAUGGAACAGUGCGAUGGAUCAGUCGUCGUUUCGGUUGGUGUCUCCGAGGUAUUUGAUGGCGACGAGUAGCAAUGUGAUUGUGCCUUUGAGGAUGAUGUUGACGAUGGAUGAGGCACGAUUGAAGGUGCAUUUAUCGCUGGCGGAUACGUUGAACGUGACGUUCCGUGUGUAUGUGAACGAGUUAUUUGUUUCCGAUGAAGUGAGUCACUACUUCGGAGAGGCGCCGUGGGCGACGGUACAAGUCGCGGCGCUGUUGCAGGACCUGCCCACCGAUCAACUGCGUGUCGGAGUGAUCAUCUACUCCGCCGGUGAGGCUCGGAGACUACGCAAAGGUACAGAUAUUGAUGCGCUGCCAAGCAUGAGUAACUUACUCGAUGAUAACAAUAGCAACGCCAUCAAAGAGAUACUCGCCCAACACAAAGUCUCAUGCGGUAACUCGAACUCCUGCAGCCCUCUCGCCGGCGUCUUCACUCCCGAAGUAGGCAACCCCGCCACCGCCGGCAUCUUCGAAAAAUGGUGA